Limulus polyphemus (Atlantic horseshoe crab) is the source of this 5007-nucleotide messenger RNA. RefSeq names its product chromobox protein homolog 2-like. The record is from RefSeq and is a predicted model, not a curated record. The transcript is spliced from 5 exons. NCBI's taxonomy places the organism in Eukaryota, Metazoa, Arthropoda, Merostomata, Xiphosura, Limulidae. The coding region runs from base 81 to 1454 and encodes 457 amino acids.
ACGAUCAUUUAGAAACAACCCCUGCAAGCGUGCGUUGGUAGUGAUACCAGACGGCAACAUAACAGACCGUGCUCGUUGCAAUGGAGCUUUCUUCAGUAGGUGAACGUGUUUUUGCAGCGGAGUGCAUUCAAAAGAAACGAAUACGAAAGGGUCGGGUCGAAUACUUGGUGAAGUGGAAGGGAUGGAGCCCAAAGUACAACACUUGGGAACCAGAAGAAAACAUAUUAGACGUACGCCUACUCGAAGCCUUCGAAGCGAGUCAGCGAGAGAGGGAAAGCAACCCAGGAAAAAGAGGUCCUAAGCCUAAGAAAGAACGAAGUUCGAGUGUUGGGGAUGUAUUGGAUUCAAGAGGAGAUUGGAAAUCGGUCCAAAGACUAUGGAAUGACACAACAGAAGAGGAGGAACAAGCACCAAGAACCGAAGAGGAAGUCUUUGAGUCCACAGAACCUGCAGCUGAGACUUCAGCCCUCUCAUCCAGUUUUAUUGUGGGAUCUGACGAAAAUCCGAUAACUAAAAAAGAAGGGUUUAAACGCAAAGCUGAUUCGUGGAAAGACGAAGGGACAUCAAGUCAGGCGACAGAUGAUAUCAGUUCUAAUGAUGCUAGUGCUACAGCAACCUCUCUGCCUUCUAAAGUGUCUAAGACUGUAAAUUCUACUAUGAGUUACGAACUAUCCACUGAUGUCUCUACACCUUUCUCCUUGAACGGUAAACGACCAGUGUCCAUCACAUCUCAGUCCAGUGUUCAAGUUGACACAACACCGAAUAAAGUUAGCAAGGCAAGUGACAAUAAGAAUCCUGUUGGACGUCCGUCUUCGGAAACACUUUCCGUUUUCAGCAGUACGAUCACUGGAAUUUCCAAAAAUUCAGCGUCAACUGUUCCGGCUAAUCAAAUCGAUUCUCUCGGAUUGCACAUGACAGUUAAAAGUGGUCAGCAGGCACGUGGGUCCACCAAAGUUCCGGUCAGUGGGGAAGCUGGAAACACCGCAGUUACACUGGUUAAACCUCCUUUAAAGUACGUGGAAAUGAAUGGGACGGAUGAAGCUCAACACGAUGCUGUAGGGGCUACUUCGCCCCCUGGAGCGGGAAAUAACUCGGACCAGGAAAACCAUAAUGAGGACGGCCUAACCCCGGUUGUCGCCAAUGGAACAGCUGUUCGGGGGAAAAAUAUUUUGACUCCCGGCUCGUUGCUUCAACCCAAGCAUAACAAUAACCAAGUAAUCGCGCCUAAUAAGCCUAAUAUUAAAUGUGACCCCAUAAGCUCAGCUCCCGAGUUUUGGCAUCGUCAAAACAGCCUAGUUGACCAGAUUUUCAUUACUGAUGUCACUGCUAAUCUGGUGACAGUGACUGUACGAGAGAGCAGAACGCGACUUGGAUUCUUCAGGGAUCGUAGUGACGAGGAAAGGAAGAAAGCGAGCGAGAAACAAACAGAGUUUCGAGAGGAAGAUUUAAAGUGAUGUUAUUGAUGGUGUUGGCGAGUGAUGUCACGGUAGAAGAAGAGACUGUGUGAUUGACGGCCUAUACAAAUAUGACAGAUGAAGCUGCGGGGUAGCAAAGCAACAAGGACUGUCAUGAAACUUCACAUUUACCGGAGAUGUUAAAAAAAAUAAAGUGUGUAUUUUUCAACUUAUUUUUGGUACGUCAUGUAUUAUUGGUGACGACACGAUUCGUCGGUAGAUCUAGAUCAAGACGGAUUUUUUACUUUUUUUUGUGUGAACAUUUAAGUGUUGACAAUAACAACUUUAAGUUAUGAACCUGUAAAAGUAAAGAACGAGGCCUUCCACUUUGGAUCUUUCUGCUGUUAUUCAAAAAUACCAGUGGGUGUAUAUCGUAUAAGAUAGUGGAAUAAAUCUUUAUAACAGAGUGCAAAAAAGCUGUCUUCUACGCGACGACUGACUUUUAUGGAAAUUAGAAAGACAUGCUCCUGUGUGAGAGCGUUGUUUGGAGAGAGAGGAAUUAUUAUGGCGUUUAUGUUGACAAGGGAGGUGCAUCGACACGCCCUCUGUGAGACAUCGGUUACUUAUUCACGUGCAGACCAGCGUUAUGGUUGGUGCUUUCAGAAGAGGAGCGAGCGCCUAGUUAGUAAUAUAUGUUGAUCACGUGAUUUGUGAAGGCGGAUCUAAGUGUGACGUCUCAGCAGUGGGAUAGUGUUGGGUCACGAACCAUGAGCGGUUGUUGAGGAAUAGAGAAGAUGGUAAACAAUCAAUAACGAUGAGUAGGUGAGGAAGGAAUAUUAUCGAUGAUUCAGGCCGUUAGGGUGUGUGUUUUGUUUUUAAGGCGGCAGGAUGUCUGGAAGUGGAUGUGUAGAAACAUGGACAUGUGCAGUUAUAAAUAUAUAUAAUUAAUCUGUAUGUACAAACUAUAAAUAUUUUCUUUUCUUUGCUUAUACGCGAAUUUAAAUGCUUAAGAUUGCAAGGCUAAAUAUCAACUGACACUCUUAAAGCUGCUUUUGAUGUAUCUAUAUAUAUAAAAGAAUCACAGUUCUUGAAGUUACCACAAAUGUAAUAUAACGAUAGAAAGAAAUCUAACUGUUCUUGUUCAACGUGUUCUAAGUGCAAGUUUUGUGUAAAAGGCGAGUUUAUAGUAAAUAUUAUACAGAUCUUUUUGAAAAGAAAAAAAUUGAACUAAAAUUGCCUUUGCUAAUGAAGUUUCUCAUUGUACAUUAAUUUCAGAACUAGAACUGUUCUCGGCUGCGGGUUUGGGAGUUGAUGUAUGAUGAAUUAUGCAGUUGUCUUACGUUUCUGGUCCACUAACACUUUGUUAUCAUUGUAUGCCAGGGUUAUGUUUAUGACUUGUAUUGUUGGAAUAAUGUAUUGAGUAAAUAGCUCCAAAUUGUUUCUUUAGUUUUAUAUAAGAAAAAUAAUUUAUAUGUAAAAUUCAGAAAUGCUUUCUGUUUUAUUGUAAAAUUUUGACAAAAUCGGGAUGAAUAGCUUUUCAAAUGUGAAGUUCAACUUUUCAAAAUAUUUUUCUUGUUUUUCUUGAAAGUUAUAGAAAUAUUCUUAUAUGUUAAUCUAUUAUCAAGCAUGAAUUUAGAUAACUUGUUAGUUCUAAACGGAAACUAGCAUAUAUAUAUAUAUAUAUAUAUUCUAACUUCCUUAAUCAAUGUACAGAUGUGCAUAUUCUGAAACCUUACGUUCAGUGGAAGUUAACAGAAAGAAACAUGAACUGGCUUUGAUGAAAGUUUAGUGAAUAAUUAAAACAGGCCUAGAGGUUAUUUUUUAGGGUGAUGUAUUUACUUUUUUGGUUUUAAGAUUACAUUAUGUUGGAUUCAUAUGUAAUUAAGUGGAGUAGAAGAAGCUAUUACCUCCAGGCUUUUCAAUCAUUUAAAAUAGCGUUUCAUUGGGUCUGUUAGAUUGCGUGUGUGUGUUUUUGUUGCACUCUGCAUGCCAAUCAUUCAUUAAAACAAGUUAUAUUUCCUCCAGCAUAAAUAGCGGUUACUUUUACUCAUAGUGAUCAUUUUCUGGUUGAAGAGAUAGCAGUAUAUGAGAUUAUGUGCUUAAUAGUUUAGACAUUCCUGUUCCAAAAGUUGUGAUUACACUACUGAAAAAUUCAUUUUACGAACAUUUGUUAUGAUGGUGAACUGUAAAAUACUCUUUCUUUGAACUCCAAGUGUUGUCAGAUGCUUUUUUCACAGUCAGUGGGUGCAAAAAAUAUGCAUUACAUCUCAUGCCAACUUUGAGUGGCUCAACACGUGCUUUUAAGUUCAUUGAAAUAUGUUUGUAUUCUAAAUGUUUUUUAUUAUUUUGUCUAAACACUACAAGUUGUUGACUGACUGAAUCUUACAUUGAAAAAAAAGGAAUAUAUAUAUAUAUUUAUAAUUUUCUUUUAUUAAAUUAAAAGAGUGAAAAUCAUUCAAUUACGCUUGUGACUGAGAUGUGUAGACUGUGAAAAAACAAACUGCAACAAUACAUCUGUAUUAUUAUUUAUACGUGAAACAUAAUACUGUAACAAUACAUCAAUAUUAAUAUUUAUACGUGAAAAACAAUACUGUAACAAUACAUCUAUAUUAAUAUUUAUACGUGAAACACAAUACUGUAACAAUACAUCAAUAUUAAUAUUUAUACGUGAAAAACAAUACAUCAAUAUUAAUAUUUAUACGUGAAAAACAAUACUGUCUAAUAACAGCGAAAAUGUAAGCAAAUGUGCUUACUCCUCUGUGGUUUUCCGUUAUGUAUACUCCUCUGUGGUUUUCCAUUAUGUGUACACCUUCUCUGUGGUUUUCCGUUAUGUUUACGCCUUCUCUGGGAUUUUCCGUUAUGUGUACUCCAUCUCUGGGGUUUUCCGUCAUGUCUACUCCUUCUCUGCAUUACAUUAUACAGGUCUAAUGUUUGUAGUUGCUUCUCUGUGGUUUUCUGUUAUGUGUACUCCCUUUCUGUGGUUUUCCGUUAUGUGUACUCCUUUUCUGGGGUUUUCCAUUAUGUGUACCCUUUUUCUGUGGUUUUCCAUUAUGUGUACUCCUUCUCUGGGUUGUUUCUGAAGUUUCAAUUUCAAUGCGGAGUUUAGAUUUAGCAUAAUGUUAAAAAUAAUCGAUUAAUAAUGUCCCGAGUGGUUAUUCCCCUAACUAAAAAUGUUUAAUAAACGUAACUGUUAGGACAUUUCUGGUAGUACGAUGAAGAGUAUAUGGUCAAACGUGAUUUGUGACGGAUUUUGAAAACCAACAGGAGUAGUUCAUGUUUAUUUCUUGAUAUCGUUUGGUCAAUUAUUAUGAUAGUAAUAUAGUACCCAAAAAUAACUCUAGUAUUUUUCUGGUUUUUUAAAGAUUAAUUGAGGUGUAGAUGACUUUGCACAGAAAGUUAAAAUGGUCAAUAUUUCCAACAGAAAAGACGAUGCAUAUCGGUCGAAGAAAUUCGUGAUAUUAUAUGCAAACCACGUGAACAUGUUAUUUUGAUCGUUGUGAAAACAAAAAUGUUUUUGACCUUUGUUGAACUUAACACUAAUGUUUGGAUGAUAAUCUCGCUCGACUGUAGCAAAAACAACAACCAUACAAUAAAUUAUCCAUUGUGAUCAUUA